Aspergillus caelatus is the source of this 1142-nucleotide messenger RNA. RefSeq lists its product as uncharacterized. The transcript is spliced from 2 exons. Bases 199 to 1050 code for a protein of 283 amino acids. The record is from RefSeq and is a predicted model, not a curated record. Gene Ontology annotation, biological process: mitotic sister chromatid segregation. Gene Ontology annotation, cellular component: MIS12/MIND type complex; kinetochore. NCBI's taxonomy places the organism in Eukaryota, Fungi, Ascomycota, Eurotiomycetes, Eurotiales, Aspergillaceae.
CGGUGCCUGAGGCUAGCCGCAUCCAGGCCUUACUCCUCUGUCCCGCUGCUUUGGAUAGUAGUAAAUACCCGCACCCGACGCGUUGAUACAUGCGGAGCCCCCGAGGACGAGAAGUAUCCAACGGAGAGAAGACAGAUCCACGCAUAUCACACCACCCAAAAUUCUUUCACGCAUUGGUUAGCUAGACCACCGGAUAAAAUGGGAGAAUCAAUGCAUCGCAAAAUCGAGCUUCAAGCCCCCGCCGAUUUCACAUACCUUUAUGGCAACACUGUCGCCCUCUCGCGCCAAAAACUCGACCUUCAUUUACCUCCCUCUGCAAACCCUGAAGAUGGACCGGACCCAAUGCGCGAGCGGGUGCGUGAGCUAGUCGAUGAGUAUAUAUUACGUACUUUCACAUCGGCUUCCUCCUCGAUAAGUAUUAACGGUCUCGACUCUUCAUCGCCUCAGUUUCCCUUUCCGGCUGCUUUCACUGCGCCCGCAGAGACAGUCGAAUACGAACCGUAUGACGGGCAUCUUGCAUCGCGUGUGACUUCGCUCUACGCACAGUUGGAAUCGCUUACGACGACAGUAGCACAGUUAAGACGGGAUGCGCCGCGACGUGCGGCGGAGACAUAUGCAGCGGAAUUAAAGAAGGUGAUAGAGGAGGACGAACAUGAUGAUCUGGAAGAUGAGGAAUCUCUGGAAAGUGGAGAAGACCACGAGAGACAAACAACGGAAGACGUCGACAUGCCUGAUGCAGACCAGGGCCAGAAAGACAAUGCCAGCGAUAGUCCCAGUACGAAUGGCCCACGCCGGAGAUCAGCGAAAACGAAGUGGGAUUUACAUGUGCCCUUAGGCACCGACCAUGAAGCGGAACUAUGGCGCACUGGGGAGGUGGCAGAAGUAUAUGAGGAUACAUUACGGACUUUACUUCGACUCCAGGGUGAGGCUGUUCCUGGCGAUGAGACGAAUGCCACAACAGAUGGGGCCGCCGAUGGAAAUGCUGUAGCAUCGACAGUCGGGAAGGCUGAACGAGCCAGUCAGGCAGUUGAAGUCGUGGAGAAGAAGUGACCGCCUAUGGGUCUGUUUUGUCACUUUUCACUUUGCAAUUCGGGUCUGUUGGUGUUUGGCGCUAGGCAUGGAAUGAUACCAGUAAAUACUCG